CCGUCUGUUAAGACUUUUGCUAUUAGAUGUUUUAUUACAGGAGGUGUAUGAAACCUAUGGCCAAAAUAGUCAUACAUUCUGUCAUUGUGUUACUUAUGAACACUUUGGGAAUCACAUACAUGAGCUGUACCCUUAUAAUAAAGUGUUACCGACUAUAUCUAUCUCUAAAUGUGCAGCUCUUCUCCUGAUCAUGAGUUUUCCGACAGCCUUGAAUGUGUCAGUCCUGCUCCCCCUGCAGGUCGUCCCAGCUUUCUGCUCUUUCUGCUCAGCAAAGCGCACUUGAGUUCCGCUCAGUCUGACCAAUCGUGUGGCGCUGUGGCUCAUCAGCACCAUUGCAGUGUGGAGAGAUCAUCCGGAGGUGCCGCCGCUCUCAGUAACAGGGAUCAUUUGGAGGAAAGAUACUCGACCUGGGUGACCGCUCCCGGGCAAACACCACCCCGUGCUUCCCCGACACAGUCACGGCGUGACAUUGACACAACAAGCUUCACUCCGGGUGACCCUCAGUGAUUGACAGAUGUGUGACACUGUGGAGAACCAUUUGCCCCUCCCAGUGGAGAUCUGAGUUCUGGGACACUGAGGCAGCUGAGGGGGGGGUCUCUGAGGAAGAUGCUGGGUUCAGAGCGCGGUGUUGUCGAAGAAUGGCUCUCAGAAUUCAAGUCCUUACCAGAAACCCACAUCCCCAGCUACGCAGGCAGCCUUCAUCUGAAGAAGUCCCUGGUGCCGGCACUCUACAGAGUCAUUCAGGAUCCCAACAAUGAGCUGUUGGAGCCUGUGUGCCACCAGCUGUUUGAGCUGUAUCGGAGCUCUGAAGACCGCCUGCGACGCUUCACCCUGCAGUUCCUGCCUGAGCUGGUGUGGGUAUAUCUGCGUAUCACGGCCAGCAGGGAUCGCCAGAGCAAUGGCUGCAUCGAGGCCCUCCUCCUGGGCAUCUAUAACCUGGAGAUCGUGGACAAAGACGGCAACAGCAAGCUCCUCUCCUUCACAAUCCCAUCUCUGUCCAAACCAUCGAUAUAUCAUGAGCCUUCUAGCCUGGGGUCCAUGGCAUUGACAGAGGGGGCUCUGUGUCAACACGACCUGAUCAGAGUGGUGUACAGCGGCCUCCAUCCUCAGAGAGAGACCUUCACCGCUCAGAACAGGUUCGAAGUGCUGUGUUUCCUCAUGCUCUGCUACAACUCUGCUGUGGUCUACAUGCCCCUUUCCUCCUAUCAGUCAGUCUGCAGAAUGAGCUCACGGUUGUGUGUAUGUGGCUUCCCCCGGCAGCAGCAGAAGCUUUGGAGGGAGCCGUGCAACCGCGUGCUGCUGGACCCCGAGUUCAUGGUGCAGAUGCUGACUGCUGUUUAUCACGCCAUAUACAAUGGAGAGUGGGAGAUGGGGCGGGAAGCUCUCGAGGACAUUCUGUACAGAGCCCAGCUGGAGCUUUACUCCCAGCCUCUUCUGCUGGGGAACGCCAUGAAGAACUCGCUGCCAGACAGCGCUCCCAACGAGCCACAAGGGCGCAAGGUGCUCCAGGUGGAGGUGACACCCACCAUUAGCCGCAUCUCCAUCUCAGCCAUCACCACCGCCUCCAUACGACGGCACCGCUGGAAGAGAGAGGAUUGUUUUGACUUCUCAACCGAAGCAGAGUUGAGCAUCACCGUCAAUCCUCCUAGCCUCGCCCAACAAGAGCAACAACAACAACAACAACAACAACACCACAAUCCCUGGGACCCAACAGCCAAAGAGGAGAGAGGAGGGCGGCCUCACAGCCACCACAGCAGCAGCAGCAGCAUCAUUCCCCCCAUCACACUUGAGGAUGCUGAUGGCAUGAGCGGCGGGGAGGAUUCCUUCAACGUUAACGACCCAGACGAGGGCUUCUCCUCCGGGGCGUCAAACAGCAGCCAGCCCAGCGGCACUAAGGCAGGUGGCAGCGUGGGUCAGAGGGGAGGCAGCCUGAACAGCAGCAGCAGCAGCAUCAAGAAAGCCAUCACAGCCCGGCUGUCUCGGGAUAAGGAGAGGGAGAAGGAGCGAGAGAGGGAGAGAGAGAGAGAGAGGGAGAGGGAGAGGGGGGCGGAAAAACAAGCCGAGUUGUUGGCAGAUCACCAGGCUGUUGUGAGGAGGCAUCACCAGAGGCAGCAGUCACCUCCAGCCAGCAUCAACUUGGAUGCCAUCCAGCUGAGUCCCAUAAAGAAGCACCUGAGCUUCCCUGUCGGGCCCACGCUGGUACGGACUGGCAGCACCUCCUCCAGCAAGUCCUUUGACUGCAUGAAUUUCAACCUAAAUGGAGGCGGGGAGGACCGGGAGGACCGGGAGGAGGCGACGGGCGGCUCAGACAAGGAAGGGGUGCUUCCAGCAGGCGGCUCCCACCGCCACUCCACCAUUAGCCUGCAGGAGGAGCAUCUCAUCAGGCCAGAGGAUGCCCGGGACCUCCUGUCCCCUGGAGCUCCUCUGACCAAGCAGUCCCGCUCCCCCAGCUUCAACAUGCAGAUCAUAUCACAGGUCUAACGUGCAGUGUAGGGCAUGGUAGACACACACACACACACACACACACACACACACAAACACACACACACACACACAAUACGUAUUCAUAACACACAUCCACAUGCAGUUUUUUCUCUGGAACUCUUUACAGCCCUACUGCGACAACUUCUGUCUACCUAUCUGUGUUUGAGAGUGUGUGUGUGUGUGUGUGUGUGUGUGUGUAUGUGUGUUUGCGAGUGCAAGCACACAUCUUCAGAUCUCAAAGAGUUGUGUCUCCACCCCUUUUAACAUCCAUUCAAAUUUUAUCUCAACCUGUAUUCGUUGCUGGCUGUUACUGAGAAUGCAACAAGUGAAAAGCAGUAAAACACGACUGCUCACUGCUGUAACUACAGUUGAGUGUAAAAGAGUCCAGCAUGUCACUGCAUCCUCCCUUCUAACCAAGCUGAGCGUUCCACACAGAGACUCGCCUCAAAAGGUGGAAACGUGGAGAGAAAACUGGAAAGGAUGCCACGCUAGCUGUAGGGGGGUUUAUGACAUUUCAGAAUUUUUGAGUUCCUGACUGAAUCAGUCAAAAAUGAAUCAGCAAUAACACUUACUGUUGCUCAUGUGGAGAAGAGUGGGGAUUAUUUCUCUUUCUCCUCAUUCCUUCCCUCUCAUUCCCGGGCUCACGUGCAAUCGUUCUUGCUGAUUAUCUUCCUUUUUAAUUGCUGUUUUUAAUCAGGCAUAAAUGGUUUUAUGGAUAACAUUUCUUUAAAUGUUUUUUUUUUCUUUUUUUUUAAAUCACAAUCCAAAGAAGGUAGCAAGUUUUUUUUUUCCUUCACUUUUUGAUGAUGGUUUUUGCAGAAAUCAGUCAGACCCAAGUGAUUACUGCGUUUCAGCCCAUGACGGUUAUUUUAUUCUGUUGUAAUAUUCUCAUUUGAUCUGUUAAAUCAAACUUUUAAGAUUGUUGUAAAACCAAACUGGAAUGUGGGAAGGGGUUGUCUCGCCCCAAGCUUUUAACUGGACAAAUCUGAAGAAAUCACAACUGUGCAGCUGCAAGAGGAUAUGAUUCGUCUUGUGACUUGAUUUAAAAUCUAAAAGCUGAAUCUUGUGUAAAAACUGCAUUAAAACGUUGUAGAUAGUGCAGGUUUAUGUCUGAAGCUUAAGGCAGUUGGAUUGUUAUUGAAUGGUUCAAACCAUUUAAUGGGUCCUUCCAUCUGAAAGCACUUGUUGGUGUGUUUGUCAGUCUGUGUUGAGGCCGUGGCUAGUGUGAGGUGUCAUUUCUGAGCCGGUGAAUUACUGCCCUCCGGAGGCACGUACAAGUCACUGCGCACCAGAAGGCACCAUGACGACCGCUUCGUGUUUUGUGCUCUGAUUGGAUGCUCAUGAAACAUUUUGUUCUACCUCAUUGUGUGUUCACCUGCCACUCAGACACCUCCCAAUCAGACGCGGGAUUCAAAGACCCCUCAUUAGAUUUGAAACCGGAGGGCUUGAAACAGUUGGGGGGAUUAUUUAGUGGAGACCAAAAUGGUUUCACACUGCAACUGUAAUGACACUGUAAAAUCUGUGUGUGUGUUCAUGUGAGGAGUUGUGACUGAAUAUCUCGGCCUUGCAUUUCAGUUCAAUCACAUCAUGCACAAAAAUCUAGCUGCAAACCAGGAACACGACUGUCUUUGUCUUCAGGUUAUUUUUCUUUUUGUAUAUCAAACAACCACGUUGGAAUUAAUCAGAUUAUUUUAAUUUCCUAGAAAUGUCCUGCUUAUCUUUUUUAUGUAAUGAUUUUUGAAGUGCAAUUUGUUUUUGUUUUUUAUCCUCAUGUGCAUGGAGUUGGAUCUCUUCUGCUGUUAAAUGCCUGCAUCUGCACACAGUGCUAGCUAGCCUUCUGUAGUGCUCCCUGCCCAGGCUGAGUGAUUUGAACAUGGCGUGCUUGUCUGCAUGUUUAGUGCCCCUGCAAAGCACUGCUGUUUCAGAUGCGUGAAACGGCCAAGCGAGCCAAACCCAAGUCUUGUCCUUGUCUUUGCCAGAUGUGCCAAUACACAUCCUCUCCUUAUGUAAAGUCUUUGUUUUUGCUUGGGUGUCUUAAGUUUAAAAAGAAGUUUGCCUAUUUUUCUGUUUACUAGUCUAAUUUUGUAGUCAAGGGACUAAAAGGGAUGUUUGGACGUAUGGCUCAACGUGCCCUUAGAUGCAGCUUCACCUUUUUUUGCUAUGAAUUUCUUUUCACUCAUCACGACUACAAAACACACUGUAGUUUCACAAUCAUUAUUAAGCUUUGCUGUUCACAUGUAAAAGCGGUAUAUUAUGCGUCUGUGUAGAUGUCAGCUGUUGUAUUGCAUUUCCAUGUCUUGCUCACGUGCGUGUUUAAAAACGAGGAUGAAUGAUAAAUGUAUAUAAAACAGUUCAAGUCUGCAGUGAAAACCCUAACACACACUCAUGCUCCUGCUGUGCUGGAAUCCUUCACCAACUGCUGCUCCUGGUCCCGAGUGUGCACUUUAGCCUUAAACAUUUCAGGCUCUCUGGCCUCACGCUACUCCUCCUCCUCCUCCUCCUGCUGGACUGAACUGUGGAAGAAGAAGAAGAAGACAGAGAGAGGAGCGCGGCUACAGUUCACACUCUCACCUGGUCUGUCUGCUGUCAUCCCUGUGCUGUGUGGCUCACGAUGAGCUGUGUUCCCAUUUGCUGUAUUUUGCUGUGAGUUGAGUGGCACCUUUUUGCUGUUUUAAAACUGGUGACGUGUUCAGGUCAUUAAUAUGAGUGCCCCUGACCAAGAUUACCAGCAGCCAUGUUGGUACUGUAUGUUGACUUAGAGUAACGGAUAGACCAAUAUCCCUCAUUGUCUGGUGUUAUUUGCAUGUGAUCAGGGCAGGAAAUGAACACCAGCCAACAAAUGUCAAUACAGUUUGGCUGUGGCUGGUAAUUUUUAUCUGCCAUCCAUUUUGGCAGGUUUAUAAGCCUAGAAAUGCUCAUAAGGUCCAGUUACAUUUCAAAAAAAAAAAAAAAAAAUCUAUCUGCAAAUGAUUAAAAUAUCACACUAAAUUUCUACUUGGUUAGCCACUGUGGCUGGUGGACAAAGUUCAUUUCCUGCCCUGCAUGUGAUAACUGUGGGCUUAGUUUUCAUACAGUAUAAUGCACUUUAAUCCAUCCACCUCUCUCCUCAAGAUAGUUAUUGAAAUGAUAUAUAUAGAUGUGCAGAUGUGUAUACACUCAAUGCAGGGUUUUAGUCUCUUUUAAAGAAGUACUUUUAUGUGAUGUCACAUCCAACACAAUGCUAUUUUUGUUAAGUCUAAGGGUACAGCUAUUUAUUAUUUUUUUCUUUUCAAAGCCAAAAAGUUGUGGGGGUCUGGAAGGUCUCAGGAGUUUAUCAAAAAGCCACAUUUUAAAAAUGGCAGCACCAAAAUUUCUGUUCUUGAGGUCAGAAUUGAUUCUAUGCAACAUUUUUUCCCCCUUUUUCUUUUUCAAGUAUACGGGCUUUCAUUAAUCCUUGUCGGGUGGGAUGGGGCAGAUGCAUUUAAGCUGAUUCUUUAGUCCUCAACAGUGUCCCCAUUUGAUGAUUCUGUUUAUACACCCUGUUGUGGUGCUACAGAGCGAAGGACCUCAUGUGGGUGAAAUAAGAGGACCAUCCCUGUUGUGCAUUUGUCAUCUGACUGCCCUCACAGAGAGAAAGCCACACCUGGACUGUUGGUGCAUGUCGAGCCCUUCUGUCAGUUUGCUGCUCUGUGGCUCAAAGAGAUUGGUGUAUGAAAUACAGAUUAUCAAAGAUGAAUCUAGUCUCAAUGCUUCAGGGGAAGCUGCUGGAGAUGUGAUAACACUGUACUAUUGAUGUUGUAUAAAUGGAGAGAAAGACUUAUUUUAAAUCUUGUAAAUAAAAAAUGUACAAAAGUGAAAGCAAGAUAAAUAUAAAAAAAACUGAAGACAAGUCUGAGAUGUAGAGAGAAAUUAAUCUGUAUAUUGUUGAAUAAAUAUUGUGAUGUAAGGGAA
Messenger RNA from Thunnus maccoyii (southern bluefin tuna), 6414 nucleotides. Its product is annotated as protein FAM126B-like. The transcript is spliced from 13 exons. Gene Ontology annotation, biological process: protein localization to plasma membrane; phosphatidylinositol phosphate biosynthetic process. Lineage: Eukaryota; Metazoa; Chordata; Actinopteri; Scombriformes; Scombridae. Gene Ontology annotation, cellular component: plasma membrane. Bases 607 to 2481 code for a protein of 624 amino acids. The record is from RefSeq and is a predicted model, not a curated record.